AUGCAGACUAUCAAAUGUGUAGUGGUUGGAGAUGGUGCUGUCGGCAAAACGUGCCUUCUCAUUUCGUAUACUACCAACAAGUUUCCCAGUGAAUAUGUACCCACAGUAUUUGAUAAUUAUGCUGUAACAGUUAUGAUUGGAGGAGAACCAUAUACGCUUGGUUUGUUCGAUACAGCCGGUCAAGAAGAUUAUGAUAGAUUGCGUCCUCUUUCAUAUCCGCAAACAGAUGUAUUUUUAGUGUGCUUCUCUGUCGUUGCACCUUCAUCUUUCGAAAAUGUGAAAGAGAAGUGGGUGCCGGAGAUAGCACAUCACUGUAUGAAGACGCCAUUCCUGCUGGUCGGAACUCAGAUUGAUCUUCGUGACGAUCCCUCCUACAUCGAGAAAUUGGCAAAAAUCAAGCAACGACCAAUUACAUUCGAAGUUGGAGAGAAGUUAGCGAAAGAAUUAAAGGCAGUGAAAUACGUCGAAUGUUCUGCGCUCACACAGAAAGGUCUAAAAAAUGUGUUCGAUGAAGCAAUAUUGGCAGCACUGGAACCACCGGCGCAAGAGAAAAAGAAAAAAUGUACUAUACUUUAG
Brugia pahangi is the source of this 576-nucleotide messenger RNA. The record is from the annotation of a GenBank genome assembly. Lineage: Eukaryota; Metazoa; Nematoda; Chromadorea; Rhabditida; Onchocercidae.